Molecule: messenger RNA, 3839 nt
Organism: Zophobas morio
Lineage: Eukaryota; Metazoa; Arthropoda; Insecta; Coleoptera; Tenebrionidae
Product: gamma-1-syntrophin
Exons: 8
Coding region: 273-1796 (507 amino acids)
Cellular component (GO): dystrophin-associated glycoprotein complex; intracellular anatomical structure
Molecular function (GO): structural molecule activity; protein binding
Source: RefSeq, a predicted model, not a curated record
UUAGUGGAUUUGCUAGGAUAGUUAUUUAUUCAAGGUGUUUCUUCGUUGCGAGGUUUAAAUUUAGCCGCCGCUGUGCCAGAUGUGGCAACGUUGGUCGCCUCAAUCAUUUGUUUUGGAUUGGAUCCCUUGUAAAAAUGGCUUCUAGAUUGUCAAAGUAAUAGAAUGUUUGCUAGUGCUUUAGUUAAGUCCUUUAAAUAACCCAAAAUAGCAAUCAAACUAUGUUGCAAACUAAUUACAAAUAAUCGUGUGUUCGUGUUUUAUAAAGGUCCAAUAUGAGGAUAAACGCAACAAGAAUGACCACUCCAAUUGAAGAAAAGGUGGAUCAGAAGUUAAAAGUGAGGACUGGAAUGGUAACAGUAAGUGACGGAAAGAGUAGACCGAUACCUGUUCGAUUACAUCUGUCCAUGGAAGUAUUGAGGCUCCAGAAAGAAGAAUUAAUACCUUUGGAGUCCAAACCGCUAAACGCUAAGGAACGUAUGGUCCAAAUUCGCAGACAAAAAGUAGGAGGCCUUGGCUUAAGUAUAAAAGGUGGAGCUGAACACAAGCUGCCUAUUUUAAUCUCCAGAAUAUAUAAAAAUCAAGCUGCCGAUCAAACGGGUGAACUAUUCGUAGGAGAUGCCAUCAUUAAAGUAAAUGGGGAAUACAUCACCGCCUGUCCACAUGAUGAUGCCGUGAAUAUUUUAAGAAAUGCGGGAGAUUUAGUUGUUUUAACGGUAAAACAUUACAAAGCUGCAACGCCCUUUUUGCAGAAACAAGAGGAUAAAGAAUCUCAACAAACUGACAGCAAUAGUGACGAAAAAGAGGCUUCCGAUGAGAGUUUGAGGCUUACUACAAAUAGUACUAGUAGUAGACCUAGCUCAAUAUAUUCCGAAUCUGAACAAGAGCCUCAAACUCGCUGGGUUGAUCUUGUCACUCUGCCUUUAAUGAUGGCUUAUGUUACAAGAUAUAUAUUUGGAACAGAUAAAUUAAGACCUAAUGCUUUUGAAGUUAGGGGCCUUAAUGGCGUCAGUACAGGCAUCAUACAUUGUGAUGACUCUGCUAUACUUUCUCAGUGGCUUAAAUAUAUAACUGAUAAUAUCAUAGGGCUAACUAACUUACAGAUGAAGUUGUAUAAUCGAAACUUCAGCGUGUCCGAUCGCAUCGAAUAUAUGGGGUGGGUAAACGAAGGUGUCCUUAAUAAUAACCAGCCUUGGCAGAAUUACAAGCCGCGUUUUUUCGCCCUAAAAGGCACAGACUUAAUGUUAUUUGAUUCACCGCCUUUAAAUGUAAUGGAUUGGAGUAAAUGCCCUUUAAUGUUUAAAGUUUACCAGACAAUGUUCCGUGUAGUUAAGGAUUCUGAGAACGUCGAUGAACGUCAACACUGUUUUUUAGUCCAAACUUCCGGUCAAGAUUCUCGGUACUUCUCGGUGGAAACGAGACAGGAACUGUUAAAAAUUGAAAACGCAUGGCAUUGUUCGGUGUGCACUGCGGUCAUGAAAUUAGGGAAUAAAACUUUCACUGUUAGUUGUAACGGUAAAACCGCCGGGUUGACCCUGGAUUGGAACUUAGGGUUUUCGCUUCAUGAAGGUGAUUCAAAAACUCCAGUUUGGCAAUACAAGUUUUCGCAGUUGAGGGGAUCGUCGGACGAUGGGAAAUCUAAAUUAAAGUUGCAUUUUCAGGAUUCCGAAUCGAGGGCUAUAGAUACGAAGGAACUGGAAUGUUCCAUUCUACAAAGUUUGCUGUUCUGUAUGCAUGCGUUUCUAACAGCAAAGGUAGCGUCAGUAGAUCCCGGUUUUCUAUGUUCUAUGAUGCCAUAAGUGAGAAGUAGACUGUCGACUGUCAAAUAAGUAUUAUAUACAUGUCAACUAUUUACAUGGCAGGUGUUGAAAAUGUGGUUGUAAAAAUUUGGAAAUUUGGUUGGGAAUAUUUUCGUAGCAGAAUGUAUUUGUACACCGUUGCUGUACUAUAAUUAGUAAUUUAUUAUAUUGUUGGCUCACCAUUGCGUAUGAAAUAUGGUGCUAUUUUAAGUCAUUUUUGCUAGAAGUUAAAACCAUUUGAAAUAUGAGCUAAUAAGAUUUAUGGUAGGGUAAUGGUGAGACAUCAUUCUGUGUAAUAAAAGUGAUACUUGUAAAAUUGUAAACUUACUUGGACUUGAUCUGUCUUAUCAUUAAUAUUAAUGAGGUCAGUAUUGAAUAGUAACUAUGGGUAAUAAUGUAAGUAGAAUAGUAACUUCUGGACAUAAUACUCCUAUUUCUGAGAUUAUUUUUAUUAAUAGAAUGCACAACGUCUGCGUUGCACGAAAUUUGUUAAAAUGAUAUUGUUGGUGAUGUUCCUUAUAUAACACCUAUCAACUAAACUUAGCUUGAGGUAAAUCGUGUACAACAUACACUACCAAAAGUGUAAAUUUAGUUGGUCAUGGGUAGAUAAAUAUCAUUUAUUUCUAUAUGCUAUCAAUUUUAGAAAUACUUCUUAUCCAUAAGACGUGGAAGGCACAACGUAAAUGUACAGUAGACUUCAAUAUCAAUAUCUACACAUCAUUGUUUAAGUAGAUGUCUAUGUUAACUGUAGUACAUCAACGCUGUUACUGUAGCGUUUCCAUCCUUCAUUAAAUGGGAACGAUUUUCGAACCAUGAUACGUAUCUACACGUUGUUUUUUAUAAUAGAAUCUGUUUCAUCGCAUCAUAUCAUAUCAACAACUAUAUAAACAUCUACUUUAUUGGAAAAAUCGAACAAGUCAUAUGUGUUGAUUCAGUUUUGGUCAUUUGCCUUUUGAAACAUAUAAUCAACGAUUUAAACACUAGCACAUACUAGACCAAAACAAAAUCACAUUAUCAGAGGACCGUCUGACAUGAAAUGUAUUCGUACUGGUUUUCAUAAGUGAGCAUAGUCUGUAGUUUUUCAUUCCGGUCUAACGUGACAACUAAGAUUAGCCAAUAGCUUAUUUUAUUUUUUAACGAACUUUUGACUAGUGAAUGGUGUAAGAUGUGGUAGAUUCUGGUUGUAAUAUAUCACACGAAAAAUUUUGAUUGAUCGUGUGAUGUAAUACUAUCGAGUGAUUAUUAUUAUUAUUUAAAGCAUAUUAAUUCGAUUAGCUAUAUAUUUGUGUAGAUUAGCUUAUUUGUUUUAACUGCGAAGUAAUCAAGAGCUAGUCCUAUGUCUUGGUGAUUUCUAAUUUUGCUUCCAUGAGAGUAGUUAGUACUAUUAUUUUAGCAUAUGGCAACUAACUUCAAUAAAUAUAUCAUUAGGUGUACUUCGUAGGUUGGGAGAGUAGGAAUGUCGGCCGUCGUAGGGAAUUAUUCAUAGGUAUUCCAAUACAGUAGGAUGGUGUUAGGGUUAUAAGUAUUUGAUAGUCAAUCAUCCAUUUGUUCAAUUAGUAUUCAUUAGCAAUAAGUGUAUAACAGGAUUAUAUUUGUAUAAAAAAAGAUUAUGAUGAUUUGAAACUAGUUUUGAACCAAAGCAUAAGUGAUCUCUAAAUAAAUUAAAGUGUAUUUAUUGUUAUUUACUGUUGGUAAAUCUUGCAGUAUAGGUGGUAAAACCAAGUUGUCAAAUUAAUUUAGUAUCGUUAAUUAGUUGUUAAAUUUUGAAUGAAUCUUAUGAAAUAUAUGAUGCAUUGAUUAAAGAGAUUAAAAUACCGUUAGCUUUGGCUUUAAAGUUAAUAUAGUUAUUUAGUGCAUUUUACAAAGAAAAGGUUGUGAUUUUUUAUUUUGAAUCACCCAUCGAACUCGAAGGUAAUUAUAUUAUUUCAGACUGUCUAUAUAUUUUACAUUGUUUAAAAUUGACCAAUUUAGUGUUUUCAAUUUCAAUUGAAAAUUAUAGUUAUUAAUCGUUGACAAUAUGAAUAAAUUUAUUUAGUACCCAAA